Hemibagrus wyckioides is the source of this 2509-nucleotide messenger RNA. It is a transcript of the gene f9a, whose product is annotated as coagulation factor IXa. The transcript has 8 exons. Gene Ontology annotation, cellular component: extracellular region. The record is from RefSeq and is a predicted model, not a curated record. Gene Ontology annotation, molecular function: serine-type endopeptidase activity; calcium ion binding. The coding region runs from base 84 to 1565 and encodes 493 amino acids. Gene Ontology annotation, biological process: proteolysis; blood coagulation. Lineage: Eukaryota; Metazoa; Chordata; Actinopteri; Siluriformes; Bagridae.
AACAAACAUACUGUUGCACUUUGUGCUGGCUCAGUUUAUUUAGCCUCUGACCGAAGCGUGGAAUAAAUUUGUUCUCCACAGGCAUGGCUGCCUUCUCUGUUUUUUUCCUCUUUUGGGUUCUGCUACAGCAAAAGCUACAUAUCUUUGCAGGGCCAGUGUUUCUGGAUAAGUGGGAGGCAGAUGCUGUCUUUCAGAGGUACAAGCGUGCAAAUACUGGUGCUUUUGAGGAGUUUUUUCAAGGGAAUUUGGAAAGAGAGUGCAUCGAGGAGCUGUGCACUGUGGAGGAGGCCAGAGAAGUCUUUGAAAAUGAUGAGAAAACAAUGGAGUUUUGGUCAGGUUAUGUUUAUGCAAAUCAGUGUAAAUCAACACCAUGUAAAAACCAGGGCACAUGUGAGCACCAAAAAAGCACAUACAUAUGUCACUGCCGACCAGGUUUCACUGGAGAAAAUUGUGAAAUAGUGACUGUCAGGAAGUGUGACAUAAACAACGGAGGCUGUAUGCAUUUCUGUUCAACACUGGAGACUGCGGCAGUUUGUUCCUGUGCUACUGGGUACAAACUGGUUGAGGAGGUUAAAUGUGUGCCUGAAGUGAAGUUCCCCUGUGGUGUUAGAGAAUUGAGCAAAAAGGUCGUUGUGAGAGCUUUAGGCUCCAAAUCGACUAACAAGACAGAACCUGACAGAAGUGUUACACAGCUGAGAGUUCCCAUUACCAACAAAACCAUAAGCCAAACGAAGGUCAAAAUCACAUCUUCUCGAUCAAAACUACCCAUGUGGUACCAUAACACCACAGAGCAGGUCAGCAACAGGACUCGGAUCAUUGGUGGAGACUUGGCAACGCCUGGAGAAAUUCCCUGGCAGGUGGCCUUGGUGCUGCGCGCCACACAGCAGGUGUUCUGUGGAGGAUCUAUUCUAAGCGCAAAGUGGGUGAUCACUGCAGCACACUGUAUAGAAGAGAGCAAGCAGAGAGAUUUCUUCAUCAGAGUAGGUGAGCAUGAUGUCAACAGGAAAGAAGACACAGAGCAGGACAUAGCAGUGGAGAAGGCCAUAAUGCACCCUCGCUAUGACUCAUCCACUUCCUUAUACAACCAUGACAUUGCUCUUGUGUAUCUACGCGGCUCCAUCCUGUUCAACAACCACGUGCGGUCUAUCUGCCUCGGACCCAGCAGCUUUAGCGAGAGCCUGCUUCAGUCCGGCACACCGGCCACUAUUAGUGGUUGGGGACGGCUGCUGUUUCAAGGGAGAACUGCAGAAGUCCUUCAGAUAGCUGAAGUGCCCUAUGUGGAUAGGAGCAAUUGCAAGGAGAGCAGCAGUGAGCGGAUCACACACUUCAUGUUCUGCGCUGGCUAUAAAGACGCAUCAAAGGAUGCGUGCCAGGGGGACAGUGGGGGACCCCAUGCCAACCAGUAUCAAGGAACAUGGUUCCUUACUGGCAUUGUUAGCUGGGGGGAGGAAUGUGCCAAGAAAGGAAAGUAUGGUGUAUACACACGGGUAGGCAACUACUACAAAUGGAUACAGUUUGUAAUGGGGAUCACCAAAAAGAAGCCAGCUAAUGAUGUUGAGUUAUAAUUUGAAGGUUUUUUGUUUCUCUCUCUGAUUAUUAUUUUUUUUUGCAAGAAUUGGAUUUUUACUAAGCAGUAAUUUCAACAAGGGGGUCCGGUGGCUAGCAUGUUUGCCUCACACCUCCAGGGUUGGGGGUUCAAUUCUCACCUCCACCAUGAGUGUGGAAUUUGCUUGUUCUUCUUGUGCCUUCAAGGUUUUCUCCAGGUAUUCCCCCAGUCCAAAGAGAUGUGUUGUAGGCUGUAAUGUAUGGGAUUGUGCCCUCUUUAAGGAGUUUUGUGGGAGUUACUGACCACUAAAUAUGAAAGGUUUCUUAAUUAAUUGUAGCUUUUAGACUUCUGCCACCUUUCCUUGAUACAGACUGAAAAAAGCAUGUACAUACAGCCAUCAGAUAGCGUCCUAUAUUUUCAUUAGUUGAUCACUAGAAUAUUUUCUGAAUAGGGCAAUGUUAAUUUAAGGCGUAAACUGGAUUGAUUUCCUUAUGUGCGAAGUACAAAUAAAACCUCUAUUAACACUGAACAUUUAGUUGUACUUGAUGAUGACAGACAAAAUACAAAAAUGUACUUAGUAUUUCUUCAAAGAGAGCAUAAAAACAGGACAAGAUUCUAAAUGCAUAUCGUGCAACACCCCUCUACCCAUCCCCUCCUCUUCCCUCCCUACUGGACUGGCAGAAAUCACUUGAUAAAUUCAUCUCACAGAGCCCGAAAAGCAAGCCGUGCUGCAGCUUUGAACUCGCACACUUCAGAGGAAGAGAAGAAAUGUGGUAUGCUGAGAAUAUCUGAGACUCAAAGCCUACUUUUUGAUUGUGUGUGCCUAAAAAGACUCAUGGCCCAGUUCUGAAAAAACGCUGGAUCUCCCCCAUCGCCGAUCAAGGCCUUUCAACCAUUUCAGUGGCUUUUGAGAGAGAGAGAGAGAGAGAGAGAGAGAGAGAGAAAGAGAGAGUGGUGUAGAAC